AUGCCACCAUUUGUUGACUUGAUGGCUUCAUUCGGUCGCAACGCUGCAGAUGAUUUUCAAUAUUGUGGUUUCAGGAGCGAGGCACGACUGUCUACGAGAAAUAUCGCUUUGGCAGUGCCUGAGCUGGGCAGGUCGGGACAGGUCCUGGAAAUCUGCUACAGUCUACGCGCGGUCGAGCCUAGCACUUCGAUCCCAGGCUCGCCGUGGUCCAUCAAGCAAUUGGCCAUCGCUCACACCUUCGAUGUUAAGACUGGUCAAUCAGCCUGGGUGGUCUUGAAAGCCGACAACUUGAUCAAGGACCGCAUAAUGUCAGCUACACGAUCUGCCGGCUUGCCAGACAUGAAUUCGUAUCAGGAUGUUGACGAGUCUUUGGCCUCAUCGUUGACAUCCCACCUUGUAUUUUGUGAAUGGGCUGCGGAGCACUGGAGAUGGUACGUCAACUUCUUGGAGCAAGAGGUCCAGGACAUCACUGGCACAACGACCUUCAGCAAUAUAACGGCCCCGUCAUGCCUUGGAGCCGCGCAGAGAGCCAUGUCAAUGAUCGCUCCCGUAGCCAGAUUAGGCACGUUCCCGUUCUUCAAGACUCUUAGCCGAAUCAGCACAUGGGGAUCGAUUCGCCGAAAUUCACGGCCAUCGAAAGGGAGCGACAGUGAUAUGAGCGGAUCAACUGUCUCUCCAACCGGAACACUUCAAAGUGGCGCGGCUGAAGCGAUAACAGAAAAGGACGCCGAGGAAGAAGAAGAUGGCGAAGAGCACAGCUUUUCGCUCAAAGACAUACAACGCUUGCAAUUCAUCGAGGACAAGAUCAAUGAAGCCAUACUUGUCCAAACUACCAUAAUCAAAGUUCUGGAACAGCUCCGCACAUUCUAUGCAAGUCUACAAGAACUCCCCGAGUGGCCGACAGGACUGUCGCGGGAGUGUAAAGGCAGUCUUGCUCGCUUCAACGGCCGUCUCGGAAAUAUCGAGUUCGAUCUCAAUCUGCAAGUCACGCGAGCGAAAACGCUUGCCACACUGUUAGCAAAUCGUAAAACCCUGCUUGGCCAGAUUAUGGAGUGGAGGAGCACCGAAGCCAUAAAGAUGAUCUCGAAGCAGUGUCAUACAUCCACCGAGCACAUGGAAUCUAUGACCGUUGAAAUGCGUGAGCUUGCAGUUAAAACGAAGCAAGAGACUGUUUCUAUGCGAAUCAUCACACUGGUGACCUUGUUCUUCCUGCCUGGGACAUUCAUUUCCACCCUCAUGAGCACAGAUAUCGUUCGGUUUGAUCACUCGAAGGAGAUGUUUUCCAUGGCGGCAUUGAAACUGUUCCUGGCAAUAUCCUUGCCGAUGAUGUUCCUUACUUUUGUCGCCUGGUAUGCUGUGUACUGGUACGUUAACAACAGGGCGCGGUUCCAAAGAUUGGGGAGUCAAUUGCACCUAAGAGGGGAUUCAGCCCUAGGGUCACUGCGCGUCUAG
Molecule: messenger RNA, 1452 nt
Organism: Exophiala xenobiotica
Lineage: Eukaryota; Fungi; Ascomycota; Eurotiomycetes; Chaetothyriales; Herpotrichiellaceae
Exons: 3
Coding region: 1-1452 (483 amino acids)
Source: RefSeq, a predicted model, not a curated record